UGCUGGGAGUGCUCGGAAAAGUUGCAAUGAGCCGUCAUUUUGAAAUAGUGGAAAACUAAACGAAAUAUAUCAAUUUGUAAAUAAGAAGUGAUAAUAAAAUAAGAAGUGAUAGUUAUCCAAAGUAUUAUUAUUAUUAUUAAUAUCAUGAAGGUUGUAGAAGGCAUUUAACAUUUUCAUAUACAUACACAAACAGCAUAGAAGAACUGAAGAAAGCAUCGCGGUUGAUGACGCUGAGAUCUGUCGUUUCGUGCAGUAGACUGUGUCGUUUAAUGGAAGGCAGCUGGCGGCCGCCGGCGUCGAGCCUCCGCUAUUUCAGCGAAAGCAAAGGGCGCGUGCUCAGUGAAGAAGAGCGCGCUAUCGAGACUGUUUAUAUUCAGAAAAUGGAGAGGGAAAGGAUGGAGAAGCUGAGGAGGAAGAAGGCUGAGCAAGAGAAAGCUGACAAUGACAAGUCUGAAAAGAAAGCUGAAGAAGGUCCUCACAAGAGCUGAAGCUGUUUGUCAGCAGUUGGAUAAGAUGUGAACUUGUGUUUUUUUAGCUUUGUUGAGAGAAUAAAUGUGUUUGCAUCUUUCUGUUUUAGGGUUGUUUGAACUUUGUAUAUAGUUGAGUAAUCUAUGAAAACUUCAAACUGUUUGCACUUAUAAUAUAUACUAUGGAGUUCUUUUCGAUUA
Salvia miltiorrhiza (redroot sage) is the source of this 668-nucleotide messenger RNA. RefSeq lists its product as uncharacterized. Lineage: Eukaryota; Viridiplantae; Streptophyta; Magnoliopsida; Lamiales; Lamiaceae. The coding region runs from base 225 to 488 and encodes 87 amino acids. The record is from RefSeq and is a predicted model, not a curated record. The transcript is spliced from 3 exons.